UGGGGUGUCUCGGUGACAGGCACUGAGGGAGGCACUUGAUGGGAUGAGUACUGGGUGUUCUACUAUAUGUUGGCAAAUCAAACUCCAAUAAAAAAUAUACAGGACGUCUGGGUGGCUCAGUGGUUAAGCGCCUGCCUUCAGCCCAGGGCAUGAUCCUGGGGUCCUGGGAUGGAGUCCCACAUCGGGCUCCCUCUGGGGAGCCUGCUUCUCCCUCUCCCUGUGUCUCUGCAUUUCUCUCUGUGUCUCUCGUGAAUAAAUAAAUAAAAUAGUUUUUAAAAGAAUAAAAAUAAAGUGUUUUGCUCCAGGGACACCUGGGUGGCUCAGCGGUUGAGCAUCUGCCUUUGGCUCUGGUCAUGAUCCUGGGGUUCCGGGGUCAAGUCCCCCAUAGGGCUCCCAGAAGUGAGCCUACUUCCCUGCCUGUGUCCCUGCUAUUUUCUCUGUGUCUCUCAUGAAUAAAUAAAUCUUUCCCAAAAAAAAAAGUGUUUUGCUCCAGUAAAUGUCAGCAAUUGUUGCUGGCACUCAGCCGCAGCCCUAGGAUCAGAGCAUGUGCCUGGUGAUCUCAGAGCUCCGUCUUCCCUGCCGGUGGCCCUGCCUGGACGCCACUCCCUCGGACCCUCUCUGCAGCCUGCAGUGGCCUGCCAGAGAGCUCACAAGACUUAGCCACACCCCUAGCCCACCCCACUAAUAAACAGCUGCCUAGCCUGCCCCACUGUCCUCUAGCACUUUCCAGUCCUCUGGAGUCAGUGGCUGCUGCACCAUGCAGUCUCUAGGCUUUGCACUUGCCUUCCUCACCGUGCCAAUGGUGCUGUGCGGGGACUCAGAGGGUACCUGGUGCUACGACUCCCAGGACCCGAAGUGUGGCCCCACCCACUGGAAGGAGAUGGCCCCUGCCUGUGGGGGCCCAGCCCAAUCCCCCAUCAACAUUGACCUUCACCUGGUCCAGCAGGACCCUGCCCUGGGACCCUUUAUCUUCCAAGGCUACCACUCAGCACCUCCAGGCCCAUGGACACUGGAGAAUGAUGGCCAUACAGUACUGCUCCGCAUGGACACUGACCCGCAGAGCCGCCUGGAGAUUUGGGGCGCUGGGCUGCCGCUGCCUGCCUACCGUGCCCUGCAGCUGCACUUCCACUGGGGGGGCCCUGGGCGAGCAGGCUCAGAGCACAGUGUGGAUGGGCAGCGCUACCCCAUGGAGAUGCACGUGGUCCACAUGAACACGAGGUAUCAGAGCGUAGAGGAGGCGCGAAGUCACCCUGAUGGGCUGGCAGUGCUGGCGGUGCUGUUGGCAGAGCGGGACACGGACAACGCCAACUUCUCCGCGCUUGUGUCGGGCCUGAAGAACGUGUCUGAGAGCGGGGUCUCCGCGAAUCUGGCACCCACCUUCCCGCUGGCCUCGCUGCUGCCCGGCGCCUCUGGCCUCUCCCGCUACUACCGCUACUCGGGGUCGCUGACCACGCCCGGCUGCCAGCCCGCGGUGCUCUGGACGCUCUUCGCCGACGCGGUCCCCAUCGGGCGCGCGCAGGUGGGGCCGCCACCCCUCCCCCUCCUCCCUCCCUCCCGCAGCCCCGGCUCUCCCGACUUCACCGUCUCUGCCCUGAGCCCUCAGGUGGCCCAGUUCCAGACUGUGCCCCGGGCCGGUCUCCCCGGCUCGCGCCCUGCACCGCUCACCGACAACUUCCGCCCGCAGCAGCCUCUCGGGGGGCGCAGGGUCUCGGCCUCUCUGGGCGCCUCCAUCCGCGCCACAGCCUCGGCCCCCGCCCCGCACCUGGCCCCUGUGCGCGGGGCUCUGCUGGGCCUAGGGCUCCGCCUGUGGCUCUGGAGGAGCCCCUAGGACCCAGGCUCGCCCCUUCCUGCAAUAAACGAUGCACA
This is a messenger RNA of Nyctereutes procyonoides (raccoon dog), 1866 nucleotides long. RefSeq names its product carbonic anhydrase 15-like. Bases 758 to 1828 code for a protein of 356 amino acids. The record is from RefSeq and is a predicted model, not a curated record. Lineage: Eukaryota; Metazoa; Chordata; Mammalia; Carnivora; Canidae. The transcript has 7 exons. Gene Ontology annotation, molecular function: carbonate dehydratase activity; zinc ion binding. Gene Ontology annotation, cellular component: plasma membrane.